Messenger RNA from Staurois parvus, 267 nucleotides. NCBI's taxonomy places the organism in Eukaryota, Metazoa, Chordata, Amphibia, Anura, Ranidae. The record is from the annotation of a GenBank genome assembly.
ACUCUAGUGCAGGGGCGGACUGCCCAUUUGGAAACUUGGGCACUGCCCGAGGGCCCGGGGUCAGUAGGGGGCCCCAUGAGAUGCCCCUGGUACCUUUUUCAUAGGCUUUUUGAGUUUGGGCAAGGACACAGGGGCCCCAUGAUCCCCUAUUGCCCGGGGGCCCCAUGAGUUGUCAGUCCACCCCUGCUCUAUGCCACCCAGUGCUGCCCAGCAGUGCCACCCAUCAGUGCUGCCAAUCAGUGCCCAUGAGUGCUGCCUAUCUGUGCC